Messenger RNA from Phlebotomus papatasi, 1370 nucleotides. Its product is annotated as aminoacylase-1-like. NCBI's taxonomy places the organism in Eukaryota, Metazoa, Arthropoda, Insecta, Diptera, Psychodidae. Bases 39 to 1238 code for a protein of 399 amino acids. The record is from RefSeq and is a predicted model, not a curated record. Gene Ontology annotation, cellular component: cytoplasm. Gene Ontology annotation, biological process: amino acid metabolic process. Gene Ontology annotation, molecular function: aminoacylase activity. The transcript has a single exon.
UAUUUGUAUCUCUCAGUGGUAACAUCGUGUCUUUUAAAAUGUCAAAAAAUUGGGAAGGUAAUAAAGAAAUUCAGAUCUUUAGAGAAUAUCUUAGAAUACCUAGUGUACACCCAAACCCAAACUAUGAGCCCUGUGUGGAAUUCUUGAAGCGGCAAGCACAAGAUUUGGAACUAGAGGUUAAAGUGUAUCAUCCAGUCAAUGAUAAAAAUCCAAUUGUUGUGCUAUCUUUGAUUGGAAAAGAUCCUUCAUUGCCUACGAUUCUUCUAAAUAGUCACAUGGACGUGGUUCCUGUUGUCCCUGACCAAUGGACCUAUCCUGCGUUUGACGCUCAUAUGGAUGAUCAAGGGAGAAUUUUUGCAAGAGGAUCACAAGAUAUGAAAUCUGUCGGAACACAGUAUCUUGGUGCCCUGAGAGCUCUCAAGAAAUCAGGAACUUCCUUUAAGAGGACCAUUCAUGUAGUGUUUGUUCCUGAUGAAGAAUUAGGAAGUUAUUAUGGGAUGAGAAAGUUUGUCCAUACCGAAGAUUUCAAAAGAUUAAACGUUGGAUUUGCAUUAGAUGAAGGAAUGUCCGGUAUUUCUGACACGUUCAAAUUGUUUUAUGCAGAAAAAAGUGCUUGGCAAAUUGAAUUUAAAUGUUCAGGACCUCCAGGACACGGAUCAGCACUACUUGAAAAUACAGCCGGUGAGAAAGUAAGCUUUAUUCUAAGCAAAAUGAUGGAUCUCCGACGAAAAGAAAUUGCUAAAAUAGAUGAAACUAAAAAAUAUGAAGGUAUGGGAACGAGUAUAAAUGUGACUAAACUUUCUGGUGGUCUUCAGAAUAAUGUAAUACCAUCACUGUUGAGCGUCACUUUUGACUUGCGCCUGGAUAUUAAUGAGGAUCAUGAAGCUCUUCUGAAACAAUUCCAAGAUUGGUGUGAAGAGGCCGGUGGUAGCAUAGAAAUGGUGUUUGAGAGAAAAGACAAAAAGACUCCAGCUACUAAACUUGAUAACAGUAACAUUUUCUGGGUGGCUUUUGAGAAAGCUACUGAAGAACUUGGGAUCAAAGUACAACCUAUUGUCUGCCCAGCAGCUACAGACAGUAGCUUUAUGAGGGAUGUCGGUGUGCCUUCCAUUGGGUUCUCACCCAUUAACAAUACUCCAAUCCUAAUACAUGGCCACAAUGAAUUCAUUUACGCUGAGAAUUACCUCAAGGGUAUCGAAAUCUACCAAAAGAUCAUCACAAAUGUGGCCAAUUGUUGAAAGUAGAGGUACUUCAACACUAUGCAUUAUCAGCCUCUUUAUUAUCAUUUUCUUAUCUCAAAAACAAAUGAAUCAUGCUAAAAGAGGAGGACAGAAAAUUUCAAGAUCAAUAAAAUAUUUAAGAUGGGAAAA